This is a messenger RNA of Rhizopus microsporus ATCC 52813, 1832 nucleotides long. RefSeq names its product MFS general substrate transporter. Gene Ontology annotation, cellular component: membrane. The record is from RefSeq and is a predicted model, not a curated record. The coding region runs from base 52 to 1542 and encodes 496 amino acids. Gene Ontology annotation, biological process: transmembrane transport. Lineage: Eukaryota; Fungi; Mucoromycota; Mucoromycetes; Mucorales; Rhizopodaceae. The transcript is spliced from 6 exons. Gene Ontology annotation, molecular function: transmembrane transporter activity.
UAAAAAGCUCUGUGUCUACCUUACAUCUUGCCGUUUUUUUCUUUCAUCUACAUGUCAAAUAUAGAGAAAACAGAUUCAGCAAAGAAAGCUGAUUUUAUAGAAUAUAAAGGACCAGAAGAAGAAUAUUCAGUCGGAAGUGAUUCAAAAGAAUUCAUUCCACCUUCACCUGAAGAAGUGAAGGCUGUCUUGUGGAAACUAGAUUUACGAAUUAUACCCUUUCUCGGUCUUCUCUAUCUCUGCUCAUUCCUAGACAGAGUCAAUAUUGGUAAUGCUAAACUUGCUGGUAUUACUAAGGAUCUGAAUAUCACCCCAAGUGAUUUCAACAUUGCUUUAUCCAUUUUUUUUAUUGGCUAUAUCCUAUUUGAAGUACCAUCAAAUUUGAUUCUCAAGUUUAUUGGCCCGAGUAAAUGGAUUCCAAUUGUGAUGAUCAGUUGGGGCACAGUCAUGGCUGCUAUGGCUGCUUGUACGAAUACAGCAGGCCUAUUGGCUGCUCGUUUCUUUUUGGGCAUAACCGAGGCAGGUUUAUUCCCAGGCGUCAUCUUUUACUUAUCUUUGUGGUAUACUCGCGCGGAACAAGCAACAAGAGUGGCCAUCUUUUUCGCCUGUUCUACUGUGGCCGGCGCAUUUGGAGGCGUUUUAGCUUAUGGCAUUAUGCAAAUGGACGGCAUCAGAGGCCUUCACGGUUGGCAAUGGAUUUUUAUCAUCGAAGCACUUCCCACGUUAAUUCUCGCAUUCAUCUCCUACUUUUUCCUUCCCGACUUCCCAGAGAAUUCAAAAUUCAUCAAUGAACGAGAACGUGAGAUUAUUAUUCAUCGCUUGAAAGAAGAUGCAGGUCCAUCCACUGAAACUCACUUCUCCUGGAAGCAAUUCUGGGCAGUAUUCACGGACUAUAAGGUGUACAUGCAUUGUAUCAUCUAUAUCUGUUGUGCUACACCCCUUUACAGCCUUAGUUUGUUCCUGCCCAGCAUCAUCCAAGGUAUGGGUUUCACUGACCUGCGCGCGCAGGCGAUGUCUGCACCUCCAUAUGCUAUAGCCUGUGCCGUUACUGUCGUGGUAGCAAUGGAUGCUGACAAGAGACGUGAGCGUGGUCUUCAUCUUGCUGUACCUGCUGCUGUGGGUGCACUUGGCUAUGCUCUUUUGGUUGGUCUCCGUAACCACGGCCCGGUUGCCAUGUAUAUUGCGGCUUGUAUUGCCACAACUGGUGUCUUUGCGAAUGUCCCCGCUAUGCUUUCUUGGUUUACAAACAACAUCGGUGGUCACACAAAGCGUGGUGUAGCUUGUGCUUUUAUCAUUUCCGUUGGCAACAUUGGCGGAGCAAUCGGUGGACAGAUUUAUCGUGCUAACGACGCACCUCUUUAUGCUCGUGCUAAUUCUGCUGCCUUGGGACUGAUGUGUGGUGCAGUCUUCUUUAGUCUCUUGUUUAAAUGGCUCUUGAUGAGAGAAAAUGCUAGAAGAGAUAGAUUAACGCCCGAAGAAUUUGAAAAGGAAGCAGCUGGUGAAGAGCUCUGUGAUCUUCAUCCUGGAUUCAGAUAUCUGUCAUAAACAUUGUAUUAUAUUUAGAAAACACUACUACUUUCUUACUAAUUAAUAUUAAUUUCUAUUUAAAAUAAAGAAUGACUAAAAGAAUGAAAUGAGAAUAGAUGGUGAAUUUUUAGCAGUUAUAUGAAAUAUACUCGAUAUUGCCUGUUUUUCUUUUCAAAAAAAAGAUACGAGCAAGAUGUAUGUUGAUACAAGCAGAACAGUAGCAGUACAGGAUAUAAAGGUCAUAGCUUUCCUGUUAUUCUUUUAAAGUAAAGUGUAUGCAAUAGCUCUUUUAUGCUGUAUUAUGCAAC